Molecule: messenger RNA, 5290 nt
Organism: Rhipicephalus microplus (southern cattle tick)
Lineage: Eukaryota; Metazoa; Arthropoda; Arachnida; Ixodida; Ixodidae
Product: E3 ubiquitin-protein ligase RNF166
Biological process (GO): protein polyubiquitination; ubiquitin-dependent protein catabolic process
Molecular function (GO): metal ion binding; ubiquitin protein ligase activity
Source: RefSeq, a predicted model, not a curated record
GAGAGGGUCGCAGCCGUGGAACGCGCACAGACCACGACUGCCACGACAAUCAUCAGGAGCUCCUUCCAGUGGAUGCGCGCUUUGCAGCGUACUAACUAAGCGAUUGCAUGCAGUAACCCCCAGUACAUCGAACACAGAUCAGAAUGAUGGCUAAGCUGUCGCUUUUCAAGGCAUCUAGCAGCGUGCUCACUGACACUCAAGAGUUCAUCUGUCCUAUUUGCUUGGAUAUUUUUCUGAAGCCCGUCACGAUCAGCUGCAAACACACUUUUUGCAGUGGCUGCCUGGCUAACUGCAAGCUAGAAGAUCCCAAGUGCCCACUAUGCCGUUCCAUUUUUGAUCCCACCAAGACAGUGCAUGCCAAGGCCAUAGCCAAAAAUAUUUCUACCCUCAAGGCUGUCUGUUCGGGCUGUGGGGAAGUGUUCUUGCUGUCAAAGCUGCGGGCCCACCACAACAACUGCUCGAAUGCAAUGGAGGGUGCUGCAGCCGCUCUCCCUGUGUACCAGCCCCCAGGCUGUCGGUCAUCUGGCAAUCCAAACCGGGUCACCUUUACUUGCCCCUACUGUGAUGUGAGCAACCUGGACGUUGCUGCACUUAGGGAACACUGCAAUGCCAACCACUACAACAACCCACUCUCUGUGGUGUGCCCAGUGUGUGCCUCCAUGCCAUGGGGGAAUCCUCACCAGCAGUCCAUCAACUUUAUAAGUCAUCUAAAUUUCAGGCACCGCUUUGAGUAUGACUCUUACGUGGACUACGCCUUCGAUGAUGAUGAGGCCCUGCAGCAGGCCCUGGAAGCUUCCCUGAGAGAGCAAUAAAGGGCACAGCGUUGUGAAAGACAUGGCUUUCCAAUGCUUUUUUGUACCAGUCAUGUACAGCAUGAGAUAGUCUUUCUCCGCAGAUUUUAGGUGCCACUUUUUUGUUUUGUUUGUUUUUUUAACUAUUGCAGUUUUUAAAUAUAGGUUUUUGUUGCUGCAGGUACAGCAUUGUAUGUUAGCAUUUUUUCAGAGAUGCGAGUUUGACUUAGGAUAUUGUUUGAAAACAGCAUCUUGCUUUCCUUUUAUAAAAGGACUGACAAAGUUUGUUCAGUACCGCUGAAAUUUUAUUGGCAAAAAACAGUUGUAACUCAUUUAACGCGUGUCUGUCGAACCACCAGCAAGCAGGAGGAAUACAGGGGACUGAUGGCAUAUUUCAAAGGUAUUUUUACGCACAAAUAGUUUCAUACAUCUGACUAUAAACUGCCUUGUAAUUGUAUGGUGCACAUAAGUGUCGACAAAGUUCCACUGUGCAUUCUUGCAGCCUUCUCUGCCAAUUUUUUUUAACCACCCAUCUAGAACUGAGUAGUUAAUAUAAUGAUAUAUUUUACUUUACAUCACAAAUGUAUCGAUCAACUGCCAGUCCCUCUUUGACCUGGACAAAAGAAUGCAAAGAAGUGUCCGUGCCCUGUUGUCUAGGUACUUUGUGAGCCGUGCAUAUCAUCGACUUAAUAUCAUCCUUGCCCUGAAGAGAUGUGAAUCCUGGCACUUCAUGUCCACCCACCCACAAAUGUGCUAGCUGUAUAUGUAGAUACACAAGUUGCUGUUUUCUGUGUUGCUCACAAAUGUGAUUUGUAGUCCUUUAAAUGCUUGCAACACAUUUUAGCAAGCAUGAAAAACAUGGUCAAGUGUGGCCAUACUGUGUAUCAUCAUUAUUUGCUACUCUUAUAAAUGCACCCGCUGUUUGGAGUAAUAUCUCCGGUCUAGUGAUUGACAGCCUGCUAAUUGCAUAUGCUUUUGUAAAGGGCAUGCUACAGCAGUCUGAUGCCAAGUCUGUCAUCUUGGUGAUGCCAAGAUGACAUACUUGGCAUCACCAAGUCAACAUUGUUACAAAAUCGUGUUUCGAAUAACCACCAAUGUCUGUUGACUGUUGGUUGAUAUACUGCCCACAACAAUAGCUUCAAAAUAGCUGUGUGUCUUGCUGCAGGUGUCUGUGAAGCUACAGUCGACUCUCGUUGAUUCAAACUCUAAGGGACCUCAGAAUUUCGUUUGAAUUAUCAGGAAGUUUGAAUUAGCAGAAGUUUUCAGAUAUGACUCUGGGCAAAGUGACACAUUGAUUUCAUCACGUUGAAAAUUCUUUAAACGUUUUUGAACCCUAACUACACCCAGUGAACAGAAAGCAGAAGUGUAAGGUCCACAAGUUUAUUGGCCAUUUACUGCUUAUCAGACCUUUUAUAGAAAUCGUGAAUGGCUGACUGCUUCUUUGCUAUACGUGUCUUCAGCAUAAAGUUCUUUAUACCAGUUCAAGAGAAUCAUGGUUUACAAUGUGUGUGCUUCGUUAAAACAUUUGACUAGCAGAGCUUUUUUCCUUAAAGGCCUGAGGCUCUUUUUUUUUAGACUGUUAGGAUUAUAAAACAGUAUAAGGAAAGCAGCCGAUAUUUUCUGGUAUGGAAAUGCAAAAAGUAUGAAUUAACUGAAUGAGGGAGUUUGAAUUGAGAAUAGAGAAAAGAAUAGAGGGCCAACCAAAAAAUUGAAUUUCAUUAACCAAAAGUAUGAAUUAUCAGAGUUUGAAUUAUCGAGAGUCUACUUAUAUAUGUGGGGAGGGACAGCAUAACUUGUUAUGUUAUUUUCCAUAUGGCACAUAGAGGACUUUGCAACAAAGGACAUACUUCAGAAUUGCAUUACAUGAUGUGUACCACCUCUUGGUUGUGUAUACACCACACAAACAAAAUUAUUUAAGAUAAAACUUGCGUCACCUAGGCAAGAAAGAACGAAGAAGUGAGAGUUGCUGCACGAGCUUCGCAUUCUUUGCCAUCAGCUACAAAGCAAUUGCUUCUAGCAUGACAUAUGUUUGACGAGAUGGUGCUAUAUUUUUCAUGCUGAAAGCUACGUUUCCCAUGAGUGACAGCCGGCAUUAAAGGUGUCGCGCAUUUCGUGACUUGCUUGCUCAAAUUUUUUGGGUAUGUCGCGAAUUAGCGACACUAAGCACUAAAGAGGUUAAGGAGCCUUUAAGAGAUCAGCUAUUCGAACUUUCUUGUAUUGCAGAUACUGUUCAUUUAUGUUUCUUGAUUUUACUGUUACCAAGCGGACACAGGACUAUUGAGAGUAUAUGUACAAUACGAAUUCUAGUCUCCAUUAUGUAGCCCCUUUUACGGUGACUCAUUUAGACAUACAGUUCAAGUGCUGUGGUCCAGGGUGGUACCAGCUUUCACGAACACUCUUCCUUUGACAUCAUGUUGCAAUCUCCAAGGAAACCAUUGUAUGUUUCACUUGCCAAUGAGACACUGUUGCUGGUUUAUUGCCAAUAUGCUAGUCACUCAAGUGAUUAGCUGGAGAGGUAGGUUUGUGCAUUCCACUUUUUGUAAUGCAGGUACAUUACAUUUUUGCUUGUAUUUUGUUACUGCACAUUAAAAACUUGCGAAUUUUUACCUCUACAAAGUGCAAUUGCUUGGACUACUGUAGUCACAAUGUACUUAACCUGUAACACACACAAGGUUUUAUGCUGUACCAUCAAUCUACAUGAGCGAGCAAGCUGCUGUUGGCCUUGACCAACCUGUAUUGUUCAGGCUUUUUAUACUGUUUAUCCGACAUCUCCAUAACCUAACAUCUGUGCAGGGCUCAUAUGCCUAAACUGCCAGACUUUUGUUAUGGUUAUUGCCUAAGAAUUCGGUUUUAUCACUCCAUGUUUCAUUUCGUUGAUUGCUCACUACAAAUGUCUGUAAAAGUGAUGCUGCAUAGCAAUUUCUCAUCGAGAAAACAUUGUACUUUGGUCAAGUUCAUAAGCUCCUCUUCUCAACUGAUGUGCUAUUGAAUGUGCAGAGUAUAAAACAAACAUGGAGCUUCCAACGCAUGCCUACUAUGUGAAGAUUUGUAUCAUGGUGCACAAAUUUUGUCACUUUACAGUAAAACAUCACUGUACUUUUGCAAACAGCAGAACUCAUUUUUACAAAUCAUGCAUUGCCCUCCUUUUUUUUUAAGGUAACCCAUAGCCAAAUUGCAAGUUAAUGUUCUUUGCCCAUAAACAUAUAUAUCUUGUUCUGUUUCAGCUGCUAUUCUGUAUCUACUAUCCUACAGGUGCCGUAGAUGAUAAGAUAGGGAUCCUUGUUUAUAAAUAGAGCUAAUUGGCUAUGCAAAAAGGGAAAAAAAGUUUGACAUUUCAUGUUGAGCCCCCUCUGCAAGAGGUGCCAAGUCUCUCCAUAGAACAUGUCUUCCCCUUGUGUUAGUGUAAGCUCUCAAAAUUCAAAGUAAUAGUGAUUGAUUAGGCUUGACUAAGAAUGCCAGGUAUAUAAAAAGACUACACAGUGGUAGGGUUUAGAUAAAUUGACCACAAAUUUUGUAUGCUUUUAAAAUCUCUGUAUUUCAAAAGCUCUACAUUUCAAGUGCACUCUUUAACUUUGCCUUUACAAAUUCCCUCCCUUUUGCCAAGCUAGCCAGCAGGCAGCCUUGUAUAUAACAGCCCACUGCCAAACAGAAGUUUGAGGCUCCUGUCGUGCACAUAUUUUUAGGAGCUUAAAGCAAUAAUUUGUUUCACCUUCUGUGCUACAUUGUUAAUUGGAGUAUUUAGUUUACAACAGCAAGCAACCCAUUUAGCUCAGUAAAACACAACCACACACACAAUUACGAUCUAGUAAGCACUUCUCAGUAAGUUUAUUCCAGCUGGUGAAUAUUUUCAUCAUUAUGGCAUGCCUGGCUUUCUCCUCUUGCCACAGUGCAAGAUGAGAAUGUCGCCAUGUUUGCGAUAUGAUUACCUGUAAAGAAAAGUUGGGUGGUGCAAGUUUGGCUUGCUUUUGAAACCGAAGAGUUUGCUUUUUUUUUUUUUUUUUGUAAACGGCUUUUGUCGUAAAAUGUCACCAUAAGUGCAUCUUGUGCAUUCAAGUGUGUGGAUGGCGCCUUGUUUUUGGCUUGCUUUUGAAACCGAAGAGUUUGCUUUUUUUUUUGUAAACGGCUUUUGUCGUAAAAUGUCACCAUAAGUGCAUCUUGUGCAUUCAAGUGUGCGAAUGGCGCCUUGUCAGUGUGCCCACGUAUGAAGCCUUGUCGGGCAUCAUUUCAGGCCAAACUUUAGCUGGUGAAAAAGGUUCACUUACAAUUUUGUAGAACCUGUAAAUUUACAGUAAGCUUCCACACCAUGUAGAUGUGGUACUUGUUUGAUGUUAUUCUUCGCACUACAUAAGUUGGCCAACAGUGCUGAUAUUGGUAUGCAGGAGUAGCCACUCCUGUAAACAUUGUGAAGAGUCUUCCCAUGUGUUUGAUAGACACUUUUCAUUUUUCACUUUUGUACACCAUUUGUACAUAACUUCUAUUCAAUAAAACUUUUAAAGAAA